AGCGCGCGGGGUUUGUUAUUGCGCUACAACAAGCGGCAGAGCAGAGGAUGUGCACGCGCACCUGUUUUAGACGCAUUACGGUAGACUAAAUUGUCCCCUAACACAUCGCCAACACAAGACACAAGCCGAGUAAUUCAACACUGAUUUCUCUGCGAAUGAGCGAGGAACAGACGAGAUGCCAAAAACUCCAUCGAGAAGCAUUAUUUGGACUUUAGGAAAACUUACGUUGUGAAUAAGGAGGAAGGAAGACGAUUUGAGCCACGAGGAGACAUUAGAAGCGGCGUGCUUUUUCUUCAUGAACUUUCAGGAGCGCUGUGACCAUGCAGCCUUUGAGCUAGUGCACGAUUAUUGUUUCCACUUAUCACCCAACUGAGUGAUCAGUUUGAGAGAGGAAGCCAAUAAAGAAGGGAAAGGAAGACUAAUAAAGACAGUUGUCGUUGAAAGUAAUGGUCCGAAGAUAUCACUCAUAGAAGAGGAUUUUUUUCUCUUUUGCGUUGCUCUUCUCAAGGUUUUUGGGAUCGCUGGGACAUUUCACCAAAGCUGGAAGCGAAAGAUCCACAUGGUCCAGCCCGUAGAGUGAAAGUAGAGUUCUUCAGUAUAUCCUAACAGGUGCCACGUGAUGAUGGUAGAAUCGGCAACAGAGACCAUUCGAACAACACCCUCCAAUCAGAAUGGAGUCAGCAGUCUAAGCAGCCAAUCAGACGGCGGAGGAAGGGAGGGGGGGUCCAACGGGGACACCAAUGGGGAGAUCAGCCCAGUGGAUUUACUGCACCUUCAACAGCAGCAGGCCCUCCAGGCAGCACGCCAGUUUAUCCUCCAGCAGGCCACGGGACUCAAUUCCCCCAGCAGCAACGAGAUCAAACAAAGCACUGUACAGGUGCCGGUAUCCAUGGCAAUGAUGACCCCACAGAUGAUAACUCCUCAGCAGAUGCAGCAGAUCCUCUCUCCACCUCAGCUUCAAGCUUUACUUCAACAGCAACAAGCCCUUAUGCUGCAACAGCUGCAAGAAUACUAUAAGAAGCAACAGGAGCAGUUGCACCUCCAGCUUCUAGCCCAGCAGCAGCAGCAAGCAGGGAAGCAGGCCAAAGAGGUGAGGAAGCCCCGCCCACCCUACUUCACCCUCACUGCACCCCACCAGCAGCAGUUGGGGAACAAACAACUGGCUUUCCAGCAGCAGUUGAUUCAGAUGCAACAAUUACAGCAGCAACACCUUCUGAAUCUACAAAGACAGGGCCUGGUGAACAUACAGCCGAGCCAAGGAGCCGUACCCAUUCAGAGCCUGCAGCAAGCCAUGUGUCCCACUGACCUGCAGCAGUUGUGGAAGGACGUGGCAGGCAUUCAGAGCACAGAGGACGCCAUGAAACAUGAGGGCCUCGACCUGACUACCAACAGCUCCAACUCUACCUCAUACACGGCCUCCAAGGUCUCACCUCAGAUCCCCCAUCAUUCUUUGCCAAAUGGACAUAACUCUGUGCACACUCCAAAGAGAGACAGAGCAAGACUCUUUGAGUGGAUCUCGUCCUUCACCAAGGAGUCCAGUGAUGAUCAUCUCACGCCUUACUCCAAAAGCGCUCCCCUCCAGAGCACCCACUCGACCCACGAGGAACACACAGCCUCACACCCGCUCUACGGACACGGCGAGUGCAAGUGGCCCGGCUGCGAGGCGCUCUGCGAUGACAUGGGCCAGUUCAUCAAGCACCUGAACAGUGAGCACGCCCUGGACGAUCGCAGCACAGCCCAGUGCAGGGUCCAGAUGCAGGUCGUUCAACAGCUGGAGAUACAGCUGUCCAAAGAGAGCGAGCGUCUGCAGGCUAUGAUGGCCCACCUGCACAUGCGUCCAUCAGAGCCAAAGCCUUUCCACCAACCUUUGAACCUGGCCUCUAGCAUGUCGAUGUCCAAAAGAGAAAGUGAGGGGUUUCCUGAGGGCUUGCCUCACCCGCCCACCUCCGCUGCCACCCCCAUCACCCCCAUGAGGCAGGGCCCCUCCGUCAUCAGCUCCUCCAGCCUGCAUGGAGUCGGACCCAUGCGUCGCCGCAACUCCGACAAGUUCUGCACCCCCAUUGCAUCAGAACUCGCACAGAAUUGUGAAUUCUACAAAAACGCUGAUGUCCGGCCUCCAUUCACCUAUGCUUCCCUCAUACGACACGCCAUUCUGGAAGCCCCUGACCGACAGCUGACUCUGAACGAGAUCUACAACUGGUUUACACGAAUGUUCGCCUAUUUCAGGAGAAACACAGCAACGUGGAAGAAUGCUGUGCGCCAUAACCUGAGUCUGCACAAGUGCUUUGUGCGAGUGGAGAACGUCAAAGGUGCUGUCUGGACCGUCGACGAAGUGGAAUACCAAAAGAGGAGACCACCAAAGAUGACCGGAAGUCCCACACUCGUGAAGAACAUGAUCUCUGGGCUGGGAUUCGGCUCCCUGAAUGCCAGUUAUCAGGCUGCACUUGCGGAAAGCACUCUUGGUCUUCUGAACAGCCCCACCCUGAUGAACAACAGCACAGGUGCGAGCCUCAACAUGCUGCACGUCGGGCACGAUGAUGUCAGCAGCACUGUUGAACAGGUCAACAGUAACGGCAGCUGCAGCCCUGGACUCUCUCCACAUCAGUACGGACACCAGAUCCAUGUGAAGGAGGAGCCAGCUGAGAUGGAGGAGGAUAGCAGACCCAUGUCCCUCAUGGCAUCUGUCACUCAAAACAUGAGCAUGCCCGGAGACGAGCGUGACAUGGAGGAGGAGCUUCCCACAGAGGAUCUGGAGUAAAAGCGAUAUGGUGGGGGCGGAGCUUACUUGCCUAGCCCCUCCCUCAUAUUCAAGGCGUUCAAGACCAAGUGAGAAGAAAAAGAUACAAAACCAACUACAACUUCAAAUACCAAAACAGGGUUAGACCUCUUCAGAUCAUAAUCCAAAAAUACACAACAUGCUUUUUUCCAAUUUUUAUUUUUUUCGGUCAGUACCCUCAAAAAGACCCCUAGAUGUCCAGAGCAAGAUCUCAAUCCAUUUGAGACCUCCUGUGUUUUGAAACAUGAUGUGUUAGACUAUCACAGAGCUACUGAGGGAAACCUGAUACAAGGUACAACUUCAGUGUACUCACGUGAGGGUGUACAGUCAUUUUUUUCUUUCCAGAAGUCACCUGAGGUUUCUCCGUUUUAAGUCUUUUUAGCUUUAAUAUCUGUGUUCUUUGGGCCUGAGAACACUGCUUUUUUAUGGGAUACAUACAUGGCGGUGAUUUACCUCAGAAAGAAGUUCACACGUCUGCAAAAAGAGGGAAAAGAUGACAAAGACAUCUUUAGAAUGACUUCUGCUUUCAUCGAGAUUUUUGUAUUCAUUCGUGGGGAUGCUGCAAGACUCUGUAACUUUGCCGUCACACAGAUAAAGUUCACAACUCCUGACAAAAGCAAAGCAGAGACUAAAACGCAACAAGUUGUAAGUUUGCCAACGGCAUCCCUGACCAACUCUUUUUGCUAUUUUUAUCCCCCUUUACAUGACUGGACUAGCAGCGGGAGGCGAUCUGUCUUGGGGCAGUGUUAUCCUCUCUGAUCAGACAGUGACUGCACGCUCUCCUUAUCUUUAUUCGAUGGUAUCCGCAAGAACCCGCCAGAACGCGUUUUCUCUCCCGCUCUGUUUGUUUGUCAAACCUAAAGUAGAAAACAUUGCUACCCCCAAAAAAAGGCAUAUUUCAGGAACUUUUGCUGUUGUUCUCCUGUGGUGCUGUUAUGACAGCCAGACUGACCCGAAGUCUUGAGGAGGACCGGCUCAGAGACUUUAUUGACUGUAUUGUUGAUUAUGAUAUGUGUGCAGUAGCUUUCGAUUUCUUCGGUUUUCUUUUUACUUUCAUAGUCAUUUAUUUCUAAAGGAUCAACAUUUUUCAUUGUGAUGUUAUUCAACUAUUAUAUGUUUUCUGUUAAUUAUUUUUUCUUAUCAUUCCAAAAAUGGGUUGUGUUCAGGAGAGAAGUUCCAAAAACUAUUACCUGAAAAAUACUCCAAAUUUAUCCUAGCGCUAGAUCGCAGGUGACUGAGGAUAGCACUUAAUGUUAAGUGAUAGAUGCUGAAAUAGCAAACGGAACCACAGAUCUAACAUAAAAAAAUCCCAAGGUAACAAACCACUCAAACGUUCUAGAGAGAAGCUGAAACUAAAGAGAUGAGGUGUCAUACACAUUGCAGGGCUCCCUGUAAGAUCCUGGAAAAAACUUUACAGGUAUAUUUUUUUUUCUUUUCUUUUUUUUCUUUUAGUAAUCUUUUUUUCAAAAUUUGCGCCAUUCACUUGUUCAUUUCUGAAUUUUCUGUAGAAGCCAAUUGAUAUCAGCUGCGAUACAAAAUAUUGCUUUAAUGUAAAGAAUAACAUGGUCACAGAAUACCUCAGAACACAGUGUUUGCCCCUUCAUGCUGUUAUUAUACGGGGAUUUGUACUGUGGCUAACCAACAUGGCGACUCUCUCAUUAUCAGUUCAAAGUUCUAUAGUAACUAGAUAUAUAAAACUUAUUUGCAAUUCACUGUGUGAGUAGAAAGUGUCUAGCAUGUGAGAUUUUGCUUUCGCCGAACUUAAAUAAAUUCUCAGUAGUGUCAUGCCAAAUCCCGAAUUUUAAUUUAAUAUAUGUUGCUUUUUUUAGUUUUUCCCCAUUUUACUUUCGUUACAGGUAACCAAAGAGAUAUUUAGUAAACCAAAAACUCUUUUUAUUUAUCAUUUCUUCCUAAAGAACUGGCCAAAAGUACACAAAAGCAUCAUUUAAGAUUUUUUUGCUUUUCUGUUAAAUCCUUUGUUUUUAAUUUACACUACAGAGCAUUCCAAAAACCAAAGUGUAAAAUGCAUGUUUUUUUAACGGAGAGAAGUUUCAAUAUAUGUUAACCUGACGAGUUAUUAACACUACAUAUGUUUAAAGGCCAAAAAAAAGGAAACAAAAAGCAAAAAAGCAGUAUUAUAAAGACUCUUGCGGUAUUUUAGUUCAUGUAAGAAGCACUUAGGAUCUGAGAAAGCUCUCUACCCCACCUUGUGCUCAGGCAGUUGUAGUGUUGAGAAUGCAGUCUUAGAGGGAGAUUCGUCCUCUUGAGAUGGCAAACAAUUUUACAUGCAAAAGGCACUUGAAUAACAGUGAUGAACUUCCACGUCACACUAGAAGCCAGCAGCAAUUACUCAGCAUUAUGGUUAACUUGUUAACUUAAACAGAAUGACUCUUACCAGUAUUUUAAAAUGAAAAAAGUUCAAAAAUACCAAAAAAGCAGGCAAGCAUUUCAUUGAAACUGAGCGGGCAUGUUUUCCUUUAUUUAGACAUUCAGUUUCCUGCUUGUCUUUUCUAGCUUUCCUACCCCGUUAAACAGUAUUAUUUACCAUACAAGUGAUGGAGAACAGAUAGGAAGACUCACAGAUUUUGGUCAAAACAUUUUUCGUUAAUAUUGAGGUCACAGAACAGACAUGUUCAUUCCAUACCCUCGAACCACCUUCAAAGAAUUAAAACCAAAAAUAACGCUACCUCCUCGUCAAAAUGAUUCACAAAAUAGGCCAAUGAACGCCACCUUAAGUCAUACGAAAGGUGUAAAUUCCUCUCAGUUUUUCACUCGUACACAAAAAGCACCAAAAUAGGAUUAACGUUGUGUAGCUGCGAGCUCAAUUCUCCAAAUUCAUUGGAAACAAAAAAUAAUACACAAUAAAAAAGAUGACUACCUCUCCACCCCGUUCUGAAAAAGAUGCUGAGUCCUGCUAAGUAUGAAGCAUUUAGUGGUCAACAUAUUUAAAAGGGUCUACUCCAAAUCACAUAUUGCCCACUUUAAGUGAUCUAUUAGCAUAGUGUCUAUGUACAGGUCCUCUAUGCGGAGGCUUAAUUGUGUGUUCUAAUUUCGCAUGCAUAAUGAGAGGCCAGGCCAAUGAGAGCCAUUGAGCUGGCUGGUCAUUAGAGCAUACUCAAUGGGCCAGUCAGUUGGCUGUCAGAAAUGAUGAUAGGCAGAAUGCAUUAACGUAGGCCACUCUUACACAGAACCCGCUUCCCAAUUAAUGCAAAGUGUAGCUUUGUGACGGCAGGCGGAAAUAGAGCGCGCACACACACGGGCAUCCCUGAGAGAUCAUCACGCUCCUGGUAGCGGUUACUCUGGUAAAACGGGCUUUUAUUUUUACCAUCGACCACUCGAACAGUGAAAGCACUAAAUGCCUGCGGAAACCAAAAUAUCCAAAGAGAAACAUCGAGCUUGUGCUACAGUGACGACUGAGAAUUGCAAAGAAAUUGAAAAACUCUCACUAAAGAAUUGCUGCAUUCAAUAAAUGGACUACAAUUGUGCUUUAAGGUACACCUGUAAACAGCGCUGUAGGUGUAGAUUGAAACACGCCAUCGUAUUACCGAUCGCCAUGACUUCAUUACUUUGACAAACAUGUCGUAAUGGUGUAUUAUUGUAUAUUACCGCUUUGGCUUAUAGCUCUCAAGGGCAUUCCCUCCUUUUUAUUUUUUCGUUUCCUUUUUUAUUUUUAUUUUCAGCACCUGUUUAGCUAUUGUAAAGUUUUGAGCUCAGAAUUCCUAUACUGUACUGCUUAUGCUGAAGUGUAUGUAUUUAUCAUAUUAUGUGCUGCAAGUAUCACGGUCGUUUUUUUGUUUUGUUUCGUUUUUCUUGGCUUAGGCUCGGUUUUCCCAGUUUAUUUGUCACGAAACGUCUGGGACGAUGAUUUUUUUAGUUUGUGUAUUAUCUCUCGAAAAAAGAAAAGAUUAAAGUUAGAUAAGUGGUUUAGGUAACGCACCUGUUUGUAUAUUUAUCUUAGCUAGGACUAUUUUGAUACCUUUUUGUCUCUGUAGUGCAUUUAUGCAUUUUUAAGGAAAAAAUGAGAGAAAACUAACUAAAAAGUUGAACUCGUUGUGUAAUGAUACCUCAGAAGGACUUUUCUCAAAAGACAGGACCAAAAUUUCAGUGAAAGAGAAAAAAAUUGAAGAAAAAUAUGUAGCCCUCUCUUGCUUAUAAGAAAGAGCGACUCUAAGGUGUUUUUUUUUGUUGUUGGUCUUUUUCGGUGCCAAUAUGUGUACAGACUCCCUUUAAGUCAAGUCAUUCCUUUAUUUACUAUUGGCACUCAAAGCUGUCUCUCGUAAGGCAAUAGGGCUCUUGGUUUGUAUAGCACCUUUUUCAAUUCCAUCCUCACAUCACCAAAAAUGGGACCAGGUUUCACCGACAGACUUUAGUUGAACCAUUUUCUCUAGAAAACAUUCAUAAAGGCAAUUUUCUACCACUGUGCAAUUGAACAUUUCUGGUAUUACAACACAAAUUGCUGUGAAGGUGGUGAGACGUUUCCACAGUAGCAUACCAAAUAAGAUUUUGAAAAUGCUUUCAGCCACCAAAGGGGUUGCGGGUAGACAUCUGUAUUCCAAAUUGAUAAAGUCUGCCACAACUGUAACCAAACAAAUGUGUGAUGGAGCAGAAUUUUACGUCUCACUAUCCUUCACAGCGGCAGCAGUUAUUCGCACUAUAAACCUUAGCACCGCCCUCAUGCUCGAGGUUCGAGGUCUUCGAUAGGCUCAGAGCUCCAUUGCCUGGUGAUUAAUAGCUUUGAGCUGCCAUU
This is a messenger RNA of Triplophysa dalaica, 7523 nucleotides long. RefSeq names its product forkhead box P4 (gene foxp4). Gene Ontology annotation, molecular function: DNA-binding transcription repressor activity, RNA polymerase II-specific; RNA polymerase II cis-regulatory region sequence-specific DNA binding. The record is from RefSeq and is a predicted model, not a curated record. Lineage: Eukaryota; Metazoa; Chordata; Actinopteri; Cypriniformes; Nemacheilidae. Bases 620 to 2758 code for a protein of 712 amino acids. Gene Ontology annotation, biological process: regulation of transcription by RNA polymerase II. Gene Ontology annotation, cellular component: nucleus. The transcript has 18 exons.